Symsagittifera roscoffensis is the source of this 1954-nucleotide messenger RNA. RefSeq names its product mini-chromosome maintenance complex-binding protein-like. Gene Ontology annotation, molecular function: chromatin binding. Gene Ontology annotation, biological process: DNA-templated DNA replication. The record is from RefSeq and is a predicted model, not a curated record. Lineage: Eukaryota; Metazoa; Xenacoelomorpha; Acoela; Convolutidae. The transcript has 4 exons. Bases 100 to 1788 code for a protein of 562 amino acids.
CUGAACUUUUAUUUUCGAAACUUCAAUUUUUUUCUUUUUUACGACGGUUAUUUGAGUGAUUGUGCUAUUUUCAGUUGUGUUUUGAUUCUUAUUCUAAUCAUGUCUGAUCAACCUUGGAUUGACGCCCCUUUUGACUAUGUGCAAUCUUUAAAUGCUAAUUACAGCCACGAAAACCCUAAAAACCUUCUGAAAAUAUUCGCCGAUUCUUUCAAGCAUCGACUUUUGGGAUCGAAUUCCAAACUGGACCUCUUUUGCAAUGAUGCUUACCUAGAACAAUCGAAUAGCAAGCUAUGUGUUGUACGAGGAAUGCUUCAAGAUUUCGGAGAAUCUGAGCUAUUUGUUCUGAAUUACAAAACGAGCAACAACACAGCGAAGAUUGGCCCGAACAACAAUGUGAAUCAAUCGUCUACUGCGUUUCUAAAGGACAGCACAAUUAUAACCGAAGAGUUGGUUCUUGACCAAGAAAAUGUGAAUUACGCCGAUCGGUUGUCUUUGAAGGUCACGCCCGUUCCUGGUGAAGGUUCAUGGGUCGUGGAUAAUUUGAGGUCAAAGUUCAACGUAAAGGAGUCUUCGUCGUUGUCGUCUGAAAGUGAAGAAGGUUCGAAAUCAGCUAAACUGAGAAGGUGCGAUGAUGGCAGUGGUGUUAUCAUGAAAGGAUUGGACGUGAAAUUUUAUGGAGAAGACAGUGACGUGGUACUUAAUAGUGUCUAUCUGUUCUAUGGCGUGUUUGAGAAAGUCACUGUGAACAACAACGCGGUUGAUGAGUUUCUGAUGGAACAUGACAAACAAGAACCAGCUUCUGCGUCUUCUUUGCCGAGUAACUUCAUCUUCCACGCUAUCUUUGCACAACCAGUUCUCUCGGCAGUCGUAGACAACAUUCUCACUGUGACGUCAGAGGACACGAUUGACCAGUCGUGUGCUGUGCUCCGAGAGACGAGACCUCUAUUGAUGAGUGUGUUGACCGAGUUGUUCGGGGGCGACUCGACUACUGCCGAGUGGACGCUGCUGCAUUUGAUAUCAUCGGUGUACAAACGAGCAGACACGAUGCCAAUCGCACUGAUGGUUUCAUCAGGAAACUUGACGCUGAAUAUAACGAACUCCAGUAGAGAUGUCGUGAAAAAGCUAACUCAACUGUUACAAUCGAUUCUACCGAAUCUGGUCUAUUUCCCAAUGACGGUUGAAUCGCUGAACAAGUCCAAACUAAUUCCCCACAAGGACGUGGAAACGGGAGUCCUGCAUACAGGGGUCCUUCAACUGCCUCCAGGGUCGUCAGUCAUCAUAGACGAAACAUGCAUGGAACCGGGAACCCUGGACGAAUCAGGACUGGCUAAUCUGGCAGCUUUGACCACUUUGAUUCAGAACCAGAAAGUCUAUUACGACUUCAAGUUCCAGAAUGUAGAGCUACUAACUAACUACAAUGUCAUCAUCAUGUCAUCGACUUCUUCGCUUGUUAAGUCAUCAGCUUUGAGGUUGAAAAUGAAGCCAACUGCAGAACCAUCGAUGCCAAGAUGUGCUAUAGUAUCUAUUGAACAAGCUUAUGCCCUGAGAAAAUAUCUGACAAUUGCCAAGUUUUUGCAAUAUGAAGUGCCCCUUGAAAUGUCAGAAAUUGCGCAGAAGCAUUUUGUGCAAAGUCGACAAGAAAACAAGCAGUAUUCUGCUGAUGAUUUUCACCAUAUGCUCAAUACGGCGAGACUCGUUAGUUUGAGUAAAGGGUGUUCGAAAUUGAACGAAGAAUGUUGGCAGAAGGCAAAACAGUUGGUAAACGCCCAAAUGGAACAAUCAAAAUAAAUAAUCCCAAAGGUUCCUGAACAUAUUUUUUGAGAUUGCUUUUUUGUUUAUGAUAAUUACCUUGGUAGUUUGUGUGUCAUUAAUAACCUAGAUUAGGUCUUUCUACCGGAAGUUGGCGUGCAUGGUUGGUGAGACGCAGAAUUCAUUAAAAAUUGGCUAUCCGCAU